Messenger RNA from Solea solea (common sole), 3986 nucleotides. RefSeq names its product 4-aminobutyrate aminotransferase (gene abat). NCBI's taxonomy places the organism in Eukaryota, Metazoa, Chordata, Actinopteri, Pleuronectiformes, Soleidae. The coding region runs from base 175 to 1677 and encodes 500 amino acids. Gene Ontology annotation, cellular component: mitochondrion. Gene Ontology annotation, biological process: GABA catabolic process. Gene Ontology annotation, molecular function: pyridoxal phosphate binding. The transcript has 16 exons. The record is from RefSeq and is a predicted model, not a curated record.
GAGUGAGUGAGAGAGAGAAAGAGAGAGGGAGAGAGAGAGAGCAAGCUCCUCCUCCUCGUGCUCUCCAGCAGUCAACAGCCUGACAGAGAGGAGAAGAUAAACUCCGCUGUUAGACCUGCAGCCUCCGCGGGAUCAUCGGUGACUUGGUGAACUUGGACCCGCCUCUCGUCAGUCAUGGCGUCCUCUCUGAUCGGCCGUCAGCUCGUUCUCUCGCUGCAGAAAAACAUGUGGCUCGGCGCUGCAGGCUGCAGAUACGUCAGCAAAGCAGCGCCACAGAGUCGGGCGGAGUGUGAAUAUGACGGACCCUCCAUGAAAACUUCAGUUCCUGGGCCACGGUCACAGGAGCUGACAAAACAGCUGGGAGAAAUCCAGAAUGUUGGUGCCAUCAACUUCUUCUGUAACUAUGAGGAGAGCAGAGGAAACUACCUGGUGGAUGUGGAUGGAAACCGCAUGCUGGAUAUCUACACUCAGAUCUCCUCCAUCCCAAUCGGUUACAACCACCCUGCUCUGCUCAAGCUGAUGACCAAUCCUAACAAUCUGAGUACACUAGUGAACCGUCCGGCUCUGGGAAUCCUGCCUCCUGAGAACUUUCCAGACAAAAUCACAGAAAGUCUGAUCUCAGUGGCUCCCAGUGGAAUGACCCGUGUUCAGACUAUGGCCUGUGGCUCUUGCUCCAAUGAGAACGCCUACAAAGCAAUGUUUAUCUGGUACAGGAACAAGGAACGAGGCCACAACACGCCGUCUGAAGAAGACCUCAACACCUGCAUGAUAAACAAGUCUCCGGGUUGUCCUGACCUGAGCAUUCUAUCUUUCAUGGGAGGAUUCCACGGAAGGACCAUGGGCACACUGGCGACAACUCACUCAAAAGCAAUCCACAAGCUGGAUGUGCCGUCAUUUGAUUGGCCCAUCGCCCCGUUUCCCACUCUGCAGUAUCCACUGGAGGAGUUCACCAGAGAGAAUGAACAGGAAGAGGCUCGCUGUCUGGAGGAGGUGGAGGAUCUGAUCGUGAAGUGGAGGCAGAAGGGAAGGCCUGUGGCAGGAAUUGUGAUUGAACCAAUCCAGGCUGAAGGUGGAGAUAACCACGCCUCUCCAAACUUCUUCAAAGGCCUUCGAAAUAUUGCAAGCAAGCAUGGCUGUGCUUUCCAUGUGGAUGAAGUCCAAACGGGUGGGGGCACCACAGGGAAGUUUUGGGCCCACGAGCACUGGGGCAUGGACGAUCCUGCUGACAUUGUCUCAUUCAGCAAGAAGCUUCUGACUGGAGGCUACUACCACAAGUAUGAACUACAGGCUGAUAAGCCGUACCGCAUCUUUAACACGUGGAUGGGCGACCCGACAAAGAACCUGAUACUGGCUGAGGUUCUUAAUGUGAUUCGCAGAGAGCAGCUUCUGGAGGAGGUCAAUCGCUCUGGGAAAGUUCUGCUAAAUGGUCUUUAUGAUCUACAGGCUCGAUACCCCGGCGUCCUGAGUCGUGCUCGAGGACAGGGAACCUUCUGUGCCAUCGACGUCUGCAGUGAUGAAACACGCAACAGCAUCUUGCUCAAGGCCAGAGACAAAGGUAUUCUCCUGGGAGGGUGCGGAGACCGAUCGAUCCGUUUCCGUCCAGCGCUGGUCUUCAAGGAACACCAUGUUCACAUGUUCCUCAACAUCUUUAAUGACGUGUUGGCCCAGAUCAAAUAAAUCCUGACCCCAGAGAAAACCGGAAAAACAGAACAAGAGUGGAUCCAGAGGAGAGGGAGGGGCAAACCGCGCACAGCCUGUCAUGAUAAGCAUGACACACCCAAUAACUCACACAGAUACAACCUCUGGUGCCAUGGUCAGUCUACGUCUACUCCUCUGUGAUGUCUUUUUACUUGUGCUGCCAUUAACAUGGAUAUUAGAGCAGGUGUCCGCUGGUACGAAGGCCCUUUUUACACGUUAUUCAUGUUGUUCUGUGUAGACUGACCACACUAGACUAGCUUUAGUCUGGAUGAAGUCCAUAUUAUGAGCAUGUCCACUUCAUUAGACCAUCUCACCCAAACUGAGUUUUAAUUUCAUGUUGACAACAGUCAUUGUCAGUCCUGCCAGCAUGAAGAGAAUUUUCACAAAGUAAAGACAACAUCUGAGGAGCUUUGAUGCUCUUUACUAUCCUCCAGGAGAACUGGGCUGAAGUCCUUGUUGAAUCACAAAUCUGAGGUUCAGGUGUUAGCAUGCAUUAGACAAACGUCACGUAGAUUAGUUAAAGGUGCCAAAACUCUUUCAUUAUCUCCGAACAUAGACUUCUUUUACUCCCGGUUAUACCCGACCACCUGCGACCACCAGUCACUGAGACUGUAAGAAGGUCAGAUGAUCAUCCUUAAGACGCACCACUGUGUCCAUGACAACACAGCUAAGACGCCAGCCUGCAUGUGGUUUUGAUGUUGCCCAUUUAGAAAUGUCCUUGUUAGUCUUUGUUGUAGCCCAGAAAAUGUGAACUUUAAAUGUAAAUGAAGACGUGGGAUGAGUUAGUGCCUCCAGGUUAUUCUUUUUUUUAAUGAAAGCAGCUACUAACCCUAACCCUAACUAAACCUUUGAAAACAUUUACUUUACUCUUGAACAAGAGUUCUUCUUUUUUGGAAGUUACCUUUGCAACAUUUGCAAUAAUGUCUGCAAAAUCAUAAUCAAGUCUGAAAUGCAUUAUGAUUUCAAAUGGACCACGUCUCACUUUGAACUCGUCGUCUUUGGGACCGUCUCACAGUUAAUCUAAGUCUCCAAGAAUAUUUUGAGGUUUCAUCAACUUACAUGGGGUGAAUGUCAUGUGACAUGUUUGUAUUUAUACACGCAGUAGAGACAGAGACAGAAGACAGAGGACAGAGGACAGAACAAGGUUAAAGACAUGUAAUGAAGUCAUAGUCAUACACUCUAACUGUAAAUACAGAGAGCUGCUAACUGAAGGCUCCGCCUCCCGUCCUGCUCUCUGAAGACAUGGUUGUUUGAACGUUAGACAUUAUAUUUUACAACAGUUGUAACAAACAAUACCAUUUACCAACUGUAGGGGGACCCUGAGAGCAAAUCCUACAUUGUGUUACUUUAACACACACUGGCAACCCUCGGGUUACAAAGCCACUCCCCUGUCACUGGACGGCCACAGACCACAAAAACCACUGAUUACUGCCACGCUGGUGAGAACGACAGGAGGCGACAUUUAUUGAUUUAUUCAUUAUUUAUUGUCCAACUCUCUUUUUGCUUUUUUUGCGGUGUAGGCAGGAGCCAUUUUUUUUUACAGCUCAGAGUAUUGACGUGAAACCGCUAUCAGUCUUACACGGCAUUUAUAAAGAAUUGCAGAAUGAUUUUAUAAUAAAAUAAGUCACAUGAUCACAGCAGGUCAGCGUGGCAGGUCACAUGUCAUUGUCCGUGCGUGUCUCUGUCUUUACAGCCUGUGCGUCGUGAACCGUUUAUUGGAUGUUAAGGGUUGUUUUUCUUUUCCUGAUGAUCUGAUACAGUGAUUUUGACACGUGUCAGACCAAUAGCAAUAUAAAGAGAAUCACACUAGCUCGUCCUUAUUGAUUAUACUGAAAGGUUAUUAUGGAAUUCUUUAAUCCUUUAAAUAGCCACUACUGUGAGCUUUGAUUAGAGGAACUCAACAGUGGAUGAGACAGAGCCAGACUUGUCAUUUCACAGUUUGAUCAAAUAUUAUGGUCUGUAAACACAUUUGAUCUCAUGGAGUUCAUAAAUGACAGUUUGACCUGAUGUUCUGAUCCUCAGUGUCAGUAUCAGUUUAUAAAAUGUUAACACAUUCAUUUUUGUCUUAAUUCAAAUGUAUGAAUACAUUUACACGUCCAUGUAUAUGAAUCAUAUUAGUCUGGUAUGAAUUGAUCCUACAUUUAGAUGAUGAAUAAUGACGAUGGUGAUGAUGAGGCCAGCGUGUCCAUCUUUCGACAUAACGUUGAUUAUUGAAGUGAUUAUUUUAGAUGGCUCUAACUGCUGUUUGUGUCUGUGUACCAUGUCAAAUAAAUGAGUUCUAUUUCCGA